Molecule: messenger RNA, 618 nt
Organism: Haemonchus placei
Lineage: Eukaryota; Metazoa; Nematoda; Chromadorea; Rhabditida; Trichostrongylidae
Source: the annotation of a GenBank genome assembly
AACAAACAAACAAACAGACAGACAGACAGACAGAGCGCUUUAUAUAUAGUAAUGAUUUUUGCACUGACAAAUACAGGGCUUGAGGCUAAAUACAAUUUUGAGGGUAAACUUGGUUAUAUUACAUAUGGCACCGAUUGGGUCCAAGAUGCUGUCAAGAAGCGUCUGUAUCAUCGUGUAGGACUGACACCAAACGAUUGGCAGUACUCAUACUAUGUAUUCGAAGAUGUCACGUUUUUUGAAACGAAACUGCGAUGUACAUCAAUGCCACAGGGAAUGUAUUACAGGAUGGGCCUGACAUAUAUAAGAAAACAACGUGAUGAGAAAAUCUCAUUAAAUGGUCGUUACAAGGAUGUGAUCGUGUUUGAAGGCGAGCCGCCCGAGGAUGUUAACAUCGACGGCCAUCAUCCAGCCCUUAUCAGAGGAUACUCUGCAGAACAUAGAAAUGCAACAUAUGGAUGGGAGCUGUAUUUUCCGCAUACAUCAAAUUUCUCGCUAUACAAAGAAGAGUACUGGUAUCCGUCGAUGACAUCCAAAGAACCCGAUUGGAGUAUUUUCAAUGACAUUCCUGACUCGUGCUUUACUUCACAACCGAAGUCACACCCUAAACUAACCGUCUGA